Messenger RNA from Rattus norvegicus (Norway rat), 4044 nucleotides. Lineage: Eukaryota; Metazoa; Chordata; Mammalia; Rodentia; Muridae. The record is from RefSeq and is a predicted model, not a curated record.
CAGAAAUAUACAGCUUAAAUAGUCAGUUAAGAUUACACAGUUUCCUUAGCUCAGCUAUUUCGUCCCAAGGAUAACUAGGCAGAUGUUUCUCAUCCUGGAAUUCCUGGGAUAAGGCUGUAACCACAGCAAUGCAGCUAUUUCAGUACAAAGGACGUCUGACUUGAUAUAUGUUUUCUUAUCCUGGGGUUCCCAGGACAAGGACCAAGGAUAUCUGUCUUGGCAGGUGUUUCUCUUCUGGAGUUCCCAGGAAAAGGCUAUAGCUAUGUCAGCCUAUAGCACAGCUGCAUUCAGUACCAAGGACAUCUCACUUCUAUAGUGGUCAGUCAGCUUCCCAGAGAUGUUUCCUGUCUUCUAAUUGCCCUGCAGUAAAUAUGUUCUGUACCCUCUGUUCUUAUGGUCCAGCAGCUUCCUAGAGAGUGGGUGGGAAUGUGCUUUCUGUACUUUCUGUUCUAUUGUCUAAUGUGUAGGGGCUAAGCGAGGGCCAGCUUAAAAGAUUCUCAUUCGUAAGAAAUGGCUGUACUGAUAUCAAACGGGCAUCUUUCAUAUCUACUUUCUUCCAAGUCUACCAGCCAUCUCAGAUUGUUGCUGUAAUAUGCCUGACAAUCAAGGACAUAGAAAAAUAACUUGAUACACGGCAAGGACAUUGUGAUCAUAUCCUGUGUUGUUAUGUAUGUUCUGGAUGAGGUUGGUUAAAAUGACAAUAUUGCACAAAGCUUUAUAUAGGACCCAUCAAAUUAAGGGUCACUAUACACUGUCAUAGCUAAAAUGGCCUGGUCAGAAGUGACCACUGGAUCACUCUUCUGUAACUUCACAUGAAAGGCUUGUGCUUUUUGUGUUUUUUUAUUUUUCUGUUUUUUCUUAUUUAUUUAUUUAUUUAUUUAUUUAUUUAUAUAUUGUUUUAUAUGUUGUCAGGAAGAUAGUUCAAGUCAUGGAUCUGCCACCAAAAUAUGAGCUUUGCUACCAAUACUGUAAACAGUAUUAGUGUAUGCAUUCAAUAAAAUAACUUGGUUUUUUUUUUUUUUAAGUAGGAUAGAUGCUUUUGUGUUUUGUGGGGUGAUCCAUGAAACAGGAGUGAAGAUGCUUGUUUCUUACUCUGUCCACUGAGUUAUGUCUCUAGGCUUGUCCUACUCCUUUGGCUGUAUCCCCCCCCAACAUCUGCUGACUAUUUUAUUUUUCAGAUGAAAUCACACGUUAUAGCUUAGAGAGGCCUGUAAGCAAUCCUACUUUGGUAACUUAAGUGCAAAGAGGAGAGCCCCACACUCAGCCUGAGGGUGCAUUCACUGGUGGAUCCAAUAUUUCAGUUUCCUCUCCUAACAGAUCACCACAUUGUUGCCAGGACCAUAAUGAAUGCAAUUCUUUCUCCUAAGGAAUCUGGUGGCAACUGUCAUAUGUUAAGCACAAAGCUUCAGGUUGUACCUAUAACACACACCCACAUCGCAACCUACCCUACAGGCUAUUUCUGGGUGUGAUUUCAUGCACCUGCACAUGAUGAGACAGGAGACCUCUUUGGCUACUUAUAGGAACUGGUGUGAUUCCUCAGUAAUCUUUAAUGGGUAAUAUUGCUGACUGAGGAGAAUUUGAGGUAGGAUGAAACAUUUCUGUGCAGGGAUUGGGGAGGAAGCACUCAUUUAGAAACAUAGCAAUGACUUAGGUUUUUCCAAUCAAGCCUAGAGCCAAAUUUGGCUUUGGAAGCAUGUGGUGCUCAGUGGCUAUGCCACAGGGAAGUCCCCUGAAAAGGGUCCAUCAGCUUUUGCUCAGUACAGGGAGAACAUUAGCAAGGAGGCAAAGUCUGUUAUCCAUGACAUCAGCCGUCCCUUCGUGGACAUUCUAUUGUCUCCUAGAGAGACCUUGGAAUCCCUGUGAUGUCACCAGUAUCGUUGUGACAACCAAUUCCCUACUUUUUCUCUUAGUGUCCAAAGGAUAUAUCCACAGGCAUGUUUGCCCGUCUUCUCAGGCGCUUUGGGAGAGUUGAUGUUGAUAGAGAAGAGUCUAGAGUGAAGCAAACGAAACCUAAAGGUAAUGAUGGACACAGGACAUGGGGAAUGUGGAGUAAGUUCUGGGCAGUGUAUGUUGAGCUUCCUCUUAGGGGUGAAUGUGGGGGACUUCAGCUGGCCUUUAUAGCAAUGGGCCACAACUACUGGAACAUCUCCACAGAUAUUGAAUUCCAUGAUUAUCACAAUUCCUGAAAGUCAGGGUUUUCACAUUAUUAGUUUCUCCAUAACCACAUGGAGGAUAUGGCAAUGCCUAUGCUAUUAUUGGGUGAACUUCUAGUCUUUACUUUUACAGUGCAUUCGGUAUGUUAAAUUGAUAUAAUAACACCAUAAGUAGUCAUGGAGGGUAUAACUUUUCUGAAUUAAACAGGGCAUCAAUGUACUUCACUUUCAUUGCUUCUUUUAAUUCAGUGACUAUCUGACAGUAGUAAGAGGGAGAGAACUGUGCUCCUGGCAUGACCUUAUAUUCUUAGAACUCCUUUGACUACCUCUGGCUGACGGGGCCAAUCUUACCUUCAUAUAUUAGAGGUUCUGUGUGGCAGAUAUUUUUCUACAGUAGCCAAACUAUAUGGAGCAGGUAGAGAAAGAGCCUGUAACCUAUUGGCACUUCUGGGGCAUUUGUCAUUUCAGUAGGGGGAAUUAAUAAAUCUGUUGACCAUGUCCUCCCCCUACAUGACUUUUUAAUGCAAAGUUAUUGGAUUAGAGUAACAGUGUAGGAUAUCUGAGUAUCCCUGAUCAAUCAAGUCAUUGUGGAUGCUGAAUUGAUGAUCUGACUUCUGAAACCAGAGGGGUAGGGUCCUGAAACCAGGUUGUAGCCUGCGUACCUGAUAAUAAUCCUGGAGAAGGCAUCUCUCUGGUACUUGUAAGCCUGUGUGGGCGGGCAUAGGGAACACCUGGCUGCUUACAUCUCUUGGUCUCUAUAUAGUAGUGGGGGAACUGUGAUCCACUUAGGAUGCCUCUUUCACAUAGACCAAACUCCUUGCAGUGACACUGGCUUCCAAGCAUGUUCUCCUGUUUGGACCUCACUGUGGUCUGUGUAUGCUCUAUGCAUUCGCCCCAUGCGGGUUCACUUGUGUUCUUCUACCUACAGCAGCCUGCAGACAGACGUCAUCCCCUGAAAAUGUCCUAAACAAGGUGCAGGCCAACGAGGAAGAGGAGAGGCUGAAUAGAGAACUGGAGCUAACUACCAAGGAGAGAAAUGAGCUGACAGAUCGCCUCCUUUAUGUGACAGGUGGAUCCAUGAGCAAGAGCCCCUACUUCAGGCCAAAUCCAUUUUAUGAAAACUUGAAGAUAAAGGAGAAAGAGGUCAUGUCAUUACUGCACAACUUAGACACAAAGAACAUUGAACAUCGUGAGAAAUUUCAGGAGCUCAAGAAGGAGAUUAACUUCUAUCGCAACCUGCACAGCCGGCUCCUGAUGGACCAGGCAUGUAUGAAGAAGAAGUUGGUCACAUUGAAGCAGGAGAGCAAGGAGUUACAGCGAUAUUUGUUUGAGUUGAACCCGAAUGCUGAAGACGAACAGGAGAAGACCAGCAACCUCCAGACCCAGCAAAAUGUGGUCUCAGGAACUGCAGGAGACAUGGAAUAGGACAGAUCCCAGGAAGACAGCCCCCUGAAGAGUGAGUUUCUCUGUCAGGAGUUCCCUGCUGACGACAAUCCUCAACAGUCAAAGACUUUUUUGGGGAGAAUAUUCUUCUUCUCAGUUAAUUUCCUCAUUGUAUAGAGACCCUAAAUUUAUGUAUCCGUAUGCCAGCCUGUCUCAUUGAGGUCUUUCUCCUCUCUCAUACCGACAACACCAUUUGAGAGACAUCUGAGGGGACUGCCUUGAAAUCUCGUGUCCUAGAGGAGAAACAGCACUACAACUGUGUUUCUAAAUGUUCAUUAAGAAAAUGCUGUUAAGAAAUAUUUUUGGUUAUGAUUUUCAUUGAAGUUUUCUUUUUGUUAUAUCAUAGUUAUAUAUUCUUGUUACUGUUUUUCAUUUUUUAUACCAUUUUAGUUGUUCAUUUUAUGCCUGUUUUUUGUAAAUUGUAUUCCUUAUGAAUAAAAAUUGAUUU